ACAUAGGACGAACGAUAUCACAAAAAAAAACUAAAUUAAUUAAAGGUGAUUAUUAAUUAGUCAGUGGGUUCUUUGGAGGUAGAGAAGCAGCUGCAUUAGAACCUACAGCUGUACAAGAUUUAAUACACACGCACACAAGCAAACACACACACACACACACACAUAUAAACACACACAUACGCACGCAACGUAUACGCAAAGAAAGAACCCACUCACUCUAACUUGUACUACUGCUACUAACUACUACUACUACUACUGUUACCACGACCGCCGCUGCUGCUACUGCUGCUGUUUCUGUUUCUGUAGGCUUUGCUCAACAAAUAACGGAGAUUCACAAGAGGGAUAUUAAAAGUCAGGGAAAGACUUCUUGAUAUAGAUAUGGACUUUAGCUAGCAUGGCCCAUCAACCUACAAGUUUUUCCAUUUUCCUUGCUGGUCUGCUACCAUUACACACCACAUUUGAAUGACUACUUGACAACAGCUUCCAGAGAUCAAGUAGAAGGACCAUUUGAAGGCUUACAAAAAUUUUACUGUUAUUAAACAAGAUUCUUCUUUGUCUUAAAAAAGAAAAAUAUAAUCAAAUAAAAAAGAUAUAACAUUAUUAAAAAUAAACUUCUUAUUGAAAAAGGAAGAAAGAAAUUAUUAACAAUGUGCCAAGUUAUAGUAACAUGCCGAUCUCUGAUUUGGACUCUCAUAACCAUUCUGACUACACUUAUGCUAGUUGUGUCAGUCUGUUCACCAUACUGGUUAACAGGCAAACCACAACACACUGGCUUGAGUGGUAAAAACUACACUAUCAGAAAGAACCAAGAAACAUUUCACCCAACUGUUGGUAUCUUCAACCGUUGUUAUCGUCUACACAAAUACAACAGGAUCUACCACAGAGACAGCUGUGACACCUACGUCACAAAGUUCCAUAUGUCCAAUGAAAAUUUCCCCAAUACAUGGAAAGCUGCUUUAUUUUUCUUUGUGUGUGGAGUAUUGGCAAUGAUAUUUACCACUGCCACCUCUGUCAUCAGCCUCUGUACACGAGCUUUGUGUAGCAAAAGCAUUUUUACUUUAUCCGGCCUCAUCCAAAGUAUUGCUGGUUUGUUCUGUAUAAUCGGUCUGAUUCUCUACCCAGCCGGGUGGGGCACAGAGAGGGUGAAGAAAAUCUGUGGAGAUUUGGCAAGUCCUUACAACAUUGAUAACUGCAGCUUAGGUUGGGCUUUAUAUCUCAAUAUUGUCAGCAUUUGCUUCAUCUUCAUCUGUUCCACGCUGUCCAUCCAGGCCAACCACUCCAUGAAUCGACAAAAAGUUCAAGAGGAUAUUCUCACUGGAAAGAGUCUCAUCUGUAUUGCAUAAACAUUUCCAUGUGCAUACAUUACAUGCACAUGCACGCACGCAUGCUCACACACACACACACACACACACUUAUACACAUGUAUGUGUUUUACUACAUACAUAUACAUGGACAUACAUUAAUACAUACAAGCACACAUUUGCCUAAAUACACACCUUAAAUACAUACAAACAAUACACAUAUGCAUGUCCAUACACAAACAUGCAUGCACAAACACACUCACACACACACAAACUCCCACAAGAAUAACACAAAUCUGUAUGUUUUGUGUGAUACCUACAACAAACAUUAACAAACACAUUGGCUACAGUCUUUAACAUUAUAAUAAUAAUAAUAACAAUAAUAAUAAUACUUUCCACAAUAAUUACAUAUAUAUAUAUUUUUUUGUUAUUUGCCUCAAUGGAUGAGGGACAAGACACGAUACUAAAAAAAUUCAGAACAAUGGAAAUUUUACAUCAAAAGUUGGGAACAGAUAACAAUCCUACAGACAUAUAAAAAAAUAAAAUCAAAUAAUGUAUACAAAUAUAUAUGCAAUUGUUGGGUGUCACUCUUGCUGCUGUAGUGGUCAGCAUUUAUCACUGAUCUUUGUCCUUAAAUGCGAUAGAAUUGCGGUGUUGAAUCCUGACCAGUCCUUGAUGUUAUUGAACUAAGAUUCCUUUUUGUCUGCCUCCUCCUCCUCCUCCUCUUUCAGCUGUGCUCUAGAGAAUAUGUGACAUAUAUACAUAUAUAUAUAUAUUAUUCAUUAACAUGAAUAGUGCUGAUAGUGACUUUGAAGGUCUAGCCUGCAAAGCCAUCAUAUCGGGCUGUCCAAUGAUGGUUUAUCAGGCUGAAACUUCAAAAUUAAUGUUAAUGCUAUUCUUGUUAAAGAAUAAUAAAUAUGUGUUUUACAAAAUGUAUUGAGUGGUGCUUCAGUUUAAUGCAAAAUUGUUUUUAUUAUAACUCAACAUAAAAACAAACAUUAAUUUACAUACAUACAUAUAUAUAUAUAUAUAAUAUAUAUAUAUAUAUAUAUAUAUAUAUAUAUAAUUUUAUGGUUUGUGUAUACAUGAUUAAAUGCUUUAACAGUUACCAUAUGAAAUAUGUGUGUGUAUGACAGACACCAAAGGUCAGUCGGCAAACCCCUCAAUGUUUGGAGUACUCUGACAAGUCAGAACUGCAAUACACAAACUGGACUUCCUCCUCAUAGUAAAAAUCCCACCUUUUUCACUAUAGUUCUGUAAUAGUAAUAAUAAAAUUAAAAUUUUGAAAAGGCAUGGUUGAUGAGAUUUGUGUAGGGAGGAGCUAUUUGCAUUCUGAUGUUCAUUGUUUCUGAUAAAGGCAAGUUAGUUGGUACCUCUCAGUUAAGCAGAAAAGCUUAAAUAGGAAGUGUUUAGUGAAAGCAAAUCCAAAAAUGCGGUGCAGACUCUAGCAAGAUGACUAUGCUGUUAAUAAUAAUAAUAAUAAUAUAAUAAUAAUAAUAAUAAUAUAAUAACAAUUGUUAUUAUUGUUUCCAUUUCACUUCUCAGAGCUCUUCAAUUCACUUGCUCUGGCUAAUUCUUCAAGACCAGACAACAACCUGUUGUUAAGGAUCUCACGGGGUCUCUUUCCACACAAUACUUAACAUCCAAGUACCAAUUUCAAAAUCUUCACUGUCCUCAGUAAAGCAGUUUCCUGAACAUGUUCUACCCUCAUGUCAAUCCCAAUUUCUCCAACAAUUUUCUCAAAUCUGGUUGUUAAUGUUCCCAGUGCCCCUACAACUACUGUAAUGAUACUUACUUUCUUCAUCAUCAUUACGAUUAUUGUUAUUAUUAUUAUUAUUAUUAUUAUAUUAUUAUUAUUAUUUCUGAUUUUGAUACAAGGUCAGCAAUUUUGAGGGUGGGGUUUAGUCAUUUCCUUCAAUACCACUAUUUGACUGGUACUUUAUCUUAUCAGCCCCAGAUGGAAUAAUUAAUUAACAAAACUAUGAUCCCACCAAUUAUCAUCUGGAACCUUAAGAACAAUUACAAAAAAAUUUUUGAAAAUCUUGAUCAUAAUCUGGGAUUAGAUGCAGUGCAGGACACCUGUUUACUAGUUUCAAUAAGACUUAUCUAAAAGUCCUCAGUGCAAAAUAAGAAGAGCUAUGAAGGGCAGGAAUUUUUUUUUUUAUACAGGCGGUAUAAAAUGCUCCAUGGCUUAAAAGGAUCUAUAAUAAAACUGGGCACAACAUCAGUACCAUAUAGCAACAGAAUAAUGAUAAUAAUAAUAAUAUUAAUAGUUUCUGGUUAGUAAUUUUGAAUGGGUAUAGUUAGUUGAUUCCAUCAACCCCAAUUCUAGACUGGUGCUUUCUAAUAUAGGCACAUGACAAAAAUUUAUGGGAACGGAAUGCAGUUAACUGAAUCACCUUGGUUUCAGAAGCACCAAAGCAAAGUUGAUUUUGCUGGGAUUUGAAGUCAGAAGAUAAUUAAUUGAUGUAAAACAUUUUAAUCUGCUUUUCUGCCUAUUCUGCUACUAAACCAAACUUGUAAAAUAAACAACUUAGAUAAGUUUUAAAAUAGAGGCUUGUUUUUAUAAUAUUUUUAUAUCAAGAUGUAAUUUUUUAAUCCAUUUUUUUCUCUUUUUAUAAUGUUUUGGAAGAGAGUGGGGAAGUCCAUUUAAGUUUUAAACUAUUUUUUUUUUACCUCUUCAAGUCUUUAAGCCUCCACAUUGUAUCUAAAGAGAUUAAAAUCUGUUCUACUUAUUACGCUCCAUGUAUGUAAGUGCGUGUGCACAUGUGAUGUACACAUAUUCUCAGCCACAAAUAAACUUACUUGUUUGUUAAAAUAGUUCAUCAUCAUCAUCAUCAUCAUCAUCACCUCAUCAUCAUCAGCCACUAAAGCAGCAGAUUACAUUAAAAGUGUAACUUGCUACAACUGCAGCUGCAACACUCCCACCACCACUACCAUCAUUACUGUUACUGCAGCAGAAGAAAGUAAAAAUGUUGUUGUAUGGUUGUUAUUAGCUCUUAUGUUUCUUUUUAAAAGCAACAAUUGCAACACCAACAUCAUCAUCAUCAUCGUCAUCAUUCUGCCACUGUUGAUUUAUAAUAACCGCAAAAUGAACGAGAUUUGCACACAGACAGAAAGUCUGCUGCAAUAUAUAAUGCUACCACACCGUUAAACCCCAACCCUGUCCAUUAUCCCCAGCCAUCAUCAUCAUAACCAUCAUCAUAAUCAUCAUCAUAAUCAUCAACAUCAUCGACACCAGCAUCUUCAAAAUAGAAUUUUUCAGAAGUUAACUUAUUUACUUUGAAGGUAAAACAAACAACAAACAAA
Molecule: messenger RNA, 4610 nt
Organism: Octopus sinensis (East Asian common octopus)
Lineage: Eukaryota; Metazoa; Mollusca; Cephalopoda; Octopoda; Octopodidae
Product: LHFPL tetraspan subfamily member 2a protein
Exons: 4
Coding region: 648-1343 (231 amino acids)
Cellular component (GO): membrane
Source: RefSeq, a predicted model, not a curated record